This is a messenger RNA of Oncorhynchus tshawytscha (Chinook salmon), 3603 nucleotides long. RefSeq names its product trichohyalin. The transcript has 20 exons. Bases 45 to 3476 code for a protein of 1143 amino acids. NCBI's taxonomy places the organism in Eukaryota, Metazoa, Chordata, Actinopteri, Salmoniformes, Salmonidae. The record is from RefSeq and is a predicted model, not a curated record.
AGGAGCAGGAGGCUAGGCUACUGAGGGGAGUGAAGUUUGAGGUCAUGGUUGAGACACCCAGGGUUCAGAGGAGUCCCAUCCCAGAGACAGAGCCUCUUUGGCGGGUAGAGAGUACAAGACACCUCCCUGGAGAUCCACCUCACGGACAGGCUGCACAUCAGGAGGUUGGGAGGCCUGUGUUUACAUACCCCGACGACAGUGUGAAAGACUGUGAGGAGGUUGGAGAAGAGAGACCCUGGCCUCUACAGAGAGGAGAGAGACCCUGCCCUCUACAGAGAGGAGAGAGAACCUGGCCUCUACAGAGAGGAGAGAGACCCUGCCCUCUGAAGACGGCCUCAGUAGAUUCCUCCUGGAGAAGCAGCCAGCUAUCACACGUCAACUACUAUGGUGGUUACCUGGGUGGGGCCCAGCAGGGACGGACACUGAAACAAGGCAGCACAGACACAAAAAAGGACAACACAUCCUCGGACCCCAGCUUCUCCAGAUUGCAUCUCCCUCCCCUUUUUUCUGGCUCAGUGGUCAGUCUGGACCAGGACAGUAGUAGGAGGAAACCAAGGAGUCCAGGUGGGCUGGGGGGGAAGUUCCUGCCACUCAUACAUGAGGCGUAUGUCAGCUCUGAGGAUCCAGCCCAGACCCAGCCAGAGAGGUUGACCCAGACCUAUCCUGUCCAUCCAGCCCACACCAUCCUAGAGCCCCAAGCCCAUCCAGAGAGGGCCCACCUGGAGAAGCCAGGGCCCAGGAGGCUGCUGCUGUCAGUGAUACUACCCCUUGGACAUACAGAAGAGGAGGGGGUGCAGGCUCCGUGUGCUGGUGUCCACUACAAGCCAUCAGAGGAGGAGAGAGGGGAGCCUCACUGUGGAGAGACGGGACACAAAAGAGAGAGCACUAGAAGAGGGGAAGGAGAAGGACGAGGAGGAGGGGGAGUAGGAGGAGGAAGGGGUCUCCCUGAGAAAGGCUCUAAGCAGACCUGGCCUGAGCAGAACGGUCUCUCCCUACUACAGCCUGGGGAAGAAGCUGCUGUCCCCCUGGCUGGUCCCCUGGCUGGCCCCCUGGCUGGUCGGCUCAGAGGCCCAGGCAAACAGAGCUCCAUGGCCAUCUACAAAGACAGAUCUGAUGUCCAUGCCCCCUGGGACCCCUCCGAUCCUGGGAGGGUCAUGGUCAGAGGCAGCCUACCCCUGGAGCUCAGAGAGUGGCAGCAGCAGACAGGCAGAUCCCAGGGCACCUUGAUCUUGGGUCCUGAUGGUGAGGUUAUACAGAUGUCCCCGUGGGACCCUAAUAAUAUGUCUGCCACUGAGGACCAGCCCGCCCUUACCUCUGCUCUGGACCAGGUCACACGAGACCAUGCUCUCCAGGUCCUAACCUCAGAGGGGGAGCUACCCUGGGUCCUACUGAUGCAAACACAGCCUAUAGCCACAGGGGAAGCCAGUAAUCCCGAAGUACCCCCAACCAACAUGGAACAAUCUGAAUUAGUCCAAACGGUAGGAUCUGAUGAACAAACUGUCCUGUCUGGUGGCCAGAGACACAGACAGGGACCUGAAUCUUCCAGGAACAGAACUACAGGGAAACAGCUGCACCCAGACACUCAGAGACGUGGAGGAAGCGAUAAACACAUGGCUGCUGUCAGCUACAACAGCAGGACAGUGGAGAUACCAAGACAGGAGGAAGGGAAGGAGGUGAGGAGGGAGGAAGCUGAGGAGAAGUCUACAACAAGGAAGAGGAGCCAGGAUCGGGAAAAGCCAGGUCCACAGAGGAGUGGGGUAUCCUCCUUACCUACCACAGAAGAAGAAGAUACCCAAAACAUCAACCCCCACAAACCUUCACAGCCCAUCCCCACAGGCCACUCUACAGAAUGGGCCUUCUCUCAGAACAGAAGUCCCAAACACUCAGAGGGACCCCUUACACCCAGUGGCAGGAAAGGAGGCCAUUCUAAGAAAACAAACGUGGCAGUAGAUGAGCAGAAUCCACAGCAGGCAGAAGGACAGACACAGGAAACAGGGGAACAAGCCAGCAGAGAGAAGCUGGAGGACACAUUGAAUAAAGAGGUGGGAUCCCAGGACUCUCCUCCUGUACAGAAAAUGAAAAAGAGAAAAGUGAAUGAAGGGCAGAACCAGGAAGUCCUCUCCAAGGAGGCGGGGAAGGUCUUGAGGAAGAAGAAAAAGGACCGGGUCAAAGAUCAAGCUGAGUUUGUUGUCGGAAAACCUAAAGGCCACGUGGACAUGGAGAGGACAAAGAAGACCAAAGAGACUAAUGGCCACGUGGACGUGGAGAGGACGAAGAAGACCAAAGAGACUAAAGGCUUAUCUGAGACGUCUCCAUCUGCUCUGAGUCCUGAUGGAGAUGUGAAGGACACCAAAGACGAUAGUGCUGCACUAAACACACAUGAAGAGGAACAUAGUGACCUCGUCCAAUCCCCGAGAUCCCAUCACAGCACUGUAAACAGGAGCUCCUCAUCCAAUGGGCAGUCAGGUCAGAGUUCACACAGAUCUAACUCCUGUGAGGACGAGGUUUUACCGUGCGGACAACGACGGUCCUCUCAUGACCAACUGUCAUCCUGCUCGGUUGUCAUGACAGCAGAAACACAACCAUUAAAUCUGGUCAUAUCUGACGCCAGCAUCAGUACUGACAAGAACAGAGGAGAGGCAGCAGCCCAUAUGGAGCAACAGAAGAAUGUGUUGGCUGAGAAGGCAGAGCGUCGCCGACUAGAGGUGGAGAGGAAGAGGAAGGAGAGAGAGGAGGAGAGGAGGAGGCAGCAGGAGCGGGAGGAAAGAGAGGAGUGCAUGAGGCUGGAGCUGGAAGAGGAGCAGAAUCAGAGAGCCGAGGAACUCAGGCUGAGGAGACUGGCUGAGGAGGAAGAGAGACAAAGGUUAGAGGAGAAGGAGACUGAGAGGAGAAGAAGGGAGCAGGCGGAGAAAGAGAAGGAGUGGAGGAAGAAGGAGCAGAAGAGACGACAGUUGGAGAUGAUUCAGAAGAUCAGACAGGAGGAGGAGGAACGCAGGGCAGCUGAGUUGGAGCUGCAGCGACUAGAGGAGGCGAUGAGUAAGGAAGAGGAGAGGAGGAGGCUGGCAGCGAUGGAGGACCAUGAGAAGAGGGAGUACCUGCAGAAACAGAAGGAGGAGGAAGAGGAGAGGAAGAAGGCAGUGGAGGAGAGAAAAAGCAGAGAGGAGGAGGCAGCGCAGUGGGCAAAAGAAGAGGCACGACUACAAGCUGAACUGUUUGCCAGGCAGAGGGCUUUACUAGAGCAGCAGCUGCAGUUCAGACGAGGCCUGCUGACGGAGGCCGGGGCUUUGGGACAGACUCAGGACAUCUCUCGAGCCUGGGUCUACUCUUACUUCCAGCUCAUACAACUACUGGGGCUGGCUGAGGUCCCCACAGCACAGGAAGACUCACCCAAAGACAUGUCCAAGAAUGUAAGGGGAAAACUAGGGGAUGUGGCUGACCAGCAAACCAGUGUUGAAUUUCCAAAUGGGUUAAAAUGAGGUUAUGUUUAAGGUAAGGGUACGUUUAGGUCGGGCUGUCAAUGGGAUGCUAGUCAGUCACGUCCUUCAGUCACGUCCUUCAGUCACGUCCCUUCAGUCGCGUCCUUCAGUCACGUCCCUUCAGUCC